Molecule: messenger RNA, 2160 nt
Organism: Trifolium pratense (red clover)
Lineage: Eukaryota; Viridiplantae; Streptophyta; Magnoliopsida; Fabales; Fabaceae
Product: protein NODULATION SIGNALING PATHWAY 1
Exons: 1
Coding region: 361-2058 (565 amino acids)
Biological process (GO): regulation of DNA-templated transcription
Cellular component (GO): nucleus
Molecular function (GO): DNA-binding transcription factor activity; sequence-specific DNA binding
Source: RefSeq, a predicted model, not a curated record
AACAUAAACAAGAGACAACCUCGUCUGCUAGUUGCCUAGGUAAACCAUUUUAAAAACUUCAAUAAAACAUCACAUCUUCCAAACAAACAGCACACAAACAAUUAGAAAAUUCCCUCAUUUGUCAAUACUUGAAAAAUACCUCUAUUAUAUACACUAUAUGCCUUAUUUUAUAGGUACAUGGCAGAAACUAAUUAACUUAAAAGUCUUUUGUUCUAUCUUCUAUGAUUAUGAUCUAAUUAAUAUCUAUCAUCCUCUUGUUUAUGGUCAAUGAUCCAACACUAUUAACCCCUUCAAACCCUUCAAUCUUUCUUCUUCAAUAACUCAAGUUUUUCUUUCUUUUUUUUCCUUCAUCACAACACAAUGACCAUGGAACCAAACCCAACAUCAGAUCACAUUCUUGACUGGCUUGAAGGUUCUGUCUCUUUCUUUCCAUCAUUCUUGGAUGAUCCAUAUAACAACGGUUACAUCCAAGAGUAUCCCUUAUGGGAUCAGAACCAAGAUAUACACAACCAGUAUCAGAUUGAUGUUAAUACUAAUUCCCCUAAUGGUACCAACAGCACCAACAACAUUGUUGCUGCUAGUACUACUACUACCACUAGCACAACAUCACUUGAGCCUAUUAGUUCUAACAAUAUACCCUUUUCUGAUUUACCGAAGAAACGCAAUGCCGAGGAUGAACCAGGUCUCAAAAAACAAUCACAAAACCAAAAGAACAAGAGAAUCAAGAGUCGUCCGACGAAUGAAGCUGAUAAUGGUGAUGCAGCUAUUGAAGGGACAGUGGUUAGAAAACCUGGUGGGAACAAGAAAGGUGCAGGUAAGGCCAGUGGAAAUAACAGUGGCAAUGGAAACAACAAGGAUGGUAGGUGGGCUGAGGAGUUGCUCAACCCAUGUGCUGCAGCUAUAACUGGUGGAAAUCUGAAUCGCGUGCAACAUCUAUUAUAUGUUCUUCAUGAGCUAGCCUCAACUACUGGUGAUGCCAACCACCGGCUUGCAGCGCAUGGUCUCCGAGCACUGACACACCAUCUAUCUUCAUCUUCAUCAUCUACCACAUCAGGGACUAUAACUUUUGCAUCUACAGAACCGCGAUUCUUCCAAAAGUCGUUACUGAAAUUCUAUGAGGUUAGCCCUUGGUUUUCCUUUCCUAAUAACAUAGCAAAUGCUUCCAUCCUCCAAGUCCUAGCUGAAGAGCCGAACAGUUCGCGUUCUCUUCACAUCCUUGACAUUGGAGUCUCUCAUGGGGUGCAGUGGCCAACUUUUCUAGAGGCCUUGAGUCGUCGACCUGGUGGACCUCCUCCUCUGGUUCGCCUCACUGUGGUUACUGCUUCAUCAACUGAAAAUGACCAAAAUAUGGAAACCCCAUUUUCAGUAGGUCCAUGUGGUGAUAACUUCUCUUCUAGACUCCUUGGUUAUGCUCAGUCCAUAAAUGUCAAUUUGCAGAUAAACAAGCUUGAUAAUCAUCCAUUACAGACACUAAAUGCUCAAAGUGUUGACACCUCCCCUGAUGAAACUCUUAUAGUCUGUGCUCAGUUCAGGUUGCACCACUUGAAUCAUAAUGCUCCCGAUGAAAGAAGAGAGUUUCUGAAGGUGUUGAGAGACAUGGAGCCUAAAGGGGUGAUAUUGAGUGAGAAUAACAUGGAGUGUUGCUGCAGUAGUUGUGGCGAUUUCGCCACUGGAUUCUCUCGAAGAGUGGAGUACUUAUGGAGGUUUUUAGAUUCAACCAGUUCGGCAUUCAAAGGCCGUGAGAGUGAUGAAAGGAGAAUGAUGGAAGGUGAGGCUGCAAAAGCAUUGACAAACCAACGUGAGAUGAACGAAGGGAAAGAAAAAUGGUGUGAAAGAAUGAAAGAAGCAGGAUUUGCGGGUGAAGUAUUUGGAGAGGAUGCAAUUGAUGGAGGUCGAGCUUUGUUAAGGAAGUAUGAUAAUAAUUGGGAGAUGAAAGUAGAAGAAGAGAACAGUACAACUGUGGGACUAUGGUGGAAGGGUCAACCUGUUUCUUUCUGUUCUUUGUGGAAACUGGAUAAACAGAAUAGUUCAAGCUCAACAUUGACAGCAAAGCUUUAAGCAAGGUAGCUUGGUGUAGGAGUUCUGUAUAGAGGUUACAGGUGCCACCAUGAUGAAACUAUUCCUUAUGCUAAAUUUUCAACUAUAAAAAUGUUUGUAUAA